Molecule: messenger RNA, 1938 nt
Organism: Lecanosticta acicola
Lineage: Eukaryota; Fungi; Ascomycota; Dothideomycetes; Mycosphaerellales; Mycosphaerellaceae
Source: the annotation of a GenBank genome assembly
AUGCUUUCGUUUCUGCCCCUGGCCGUCGUAGGCCUAGUCCUGCUGUACCUGGCCAACACCUACAGAUGCUACCAGAUCAAUCUGAUCGCCGCCAAGCGGUCUGGCAUCCCGUACCUCUCCAUGCCAGUCUACACCUUCAAUCGCUUCUGGUUGGUCACGCAUCGUCUCUGGCUGCCGUUGAUAGAUAGAUUGCCACAGUCCUGGACCAAGGCUUGGUAUCAUUAUCUCACUCCGGACUUCCUGUGGAACAAGCAGUAUGACAUGUUUAAAGAGCUGCGCAGUGACCUGGUCAUCAUCGUAGCGCCGGGUGCAAAUACGCUCUAUGUGGCCGACGCCGAAGUCAACAACCAAAUCACCAGCCGCCGAAAUGAUUUCCCCAAGCCCAUCUGGCUAUACUCCAGCGUCGACGUCUUCGGCAAGAAUGUCGUCUCCACCGAAGGCGCGAAUUGGCGACAUCAUCGAAAGAUCACGAGCCCACCGUUCACCGAGAAGAACAACACCCUCGUAUGGAAGGAAUCUCUCGUCCAAGCGGAGAGCAUGAUGGCCGGCUGGAUAGACCAGAAGAGCGACUCUACCGGCACCAUCUGGAGUGUUGCCACCGAAGCAAUGCGUCUGUCCUUGCACGUCAUCAGCCGAGCUGGGUUCGGAGUCCAACUGAAAUGGCCUCAUGAGGAGGAAAUCACACCCGUUCCUGCAGGCCACACGAUGGCAUAUAAAGAAGCACUGGAGACCUUACUGAAGAACAUUCUCGUCAUGAUCCUGUUUCCAAGAUGGGUCAUCAAAUCUUCGCCAUUGGAGAUUCACAAGAAGACCUGGCGUGCUUUCACCGAAUGGGGCCAGUAUAUGCGUGAGCUGUACGAAGCCAAGCGUGGUGAAGUCAAGGAAGGCGAGCGACGCGAGGGCAUGGAUCUCAUGGGCGCUCUGGUCCAGGGAGCCGGUCUGACACAAGAAUCACUGAACGCGCGUGGCAAUGCAGACCCAGAGAAAGCGGCUCCCACCAAGCAACUCCUCAGCGACGAUGAGAUUUUCGGCAAUGCCUUUGUCUUCAUCCUCGCUGGUCACGAAACCGCCGCCAACACCAUCCACUUCUCGACACUCUUCCUCGCCAUGCAUCCUUCUUCCCAGCGCAACCUACAGAAGGACCUCGACAGCAUUCUCGGCGACCGCCCGGUCUCCGAAUGGGACUACGACCACGAUCUCCCCAAGCUCUUUGGCAGCAUGUGCGGCGCCGUCAUGAACGAGGAACUCCGCCUCAUCCCUCCCGUCCUCGGCAUCCCCAAAUCCACACGCGCCACACCACAAGGCCUCACUUUCAACGGGAAGCACGUCCUGGUGCCGGAGAACGCGUACGUGACCUUGUCUACCGUCGCCACGCACAUGAACCCCAAAUACUGGCCGCACACCUCGGAAGCAGAUCUGAAGGAAUUCCGCCCCGAGAGAUGGAUCCUCGACCCCUCCAAGAAAGACACCACCACCACCACCAGCGACCCCCACCCCCACCCCCACUCCUACGACGAAGAAGAAAGAGAAAAAGAAGAAGAAGAAGGCCUCGACUUCGACGGCCCCGACCAGCGCCCGGACACCGCCGCCUCCCUCUACCGCCCCCCCAAGGGCGCCUACAUCCCCUUCAGCGACGGCUACCGCUCCUGCCUCGGCCGGCGCUUCGCCCAGGUGGAAAUCCUCGCCGUCCUCGCCGUCAUGUUCAAGGAAUACAGCGUCGAAUUGGACGUGAGCGAGUACCUCUCCGACGAGGCCCUUGCGCGCGCGACGGAAGCGGAGAAGCGGCGCGCGUGGGCGAAGGCGGAUGCGCGGGCGCGGGCGUUGUUGAAGGAUGGCAUGAUGACGAUUAUUACGAUUCAGAUGCGGACGGGCAAGGUGCCGUUUCGGUUUGUGCGGAGGGGGAAGGAGAGGUUUGGGUUUUUGCAAGGGGAUGAAUGA